Molecule: messenger RNA, 3409 nt
Organism: Eubalaena glacialis (North Atlantic right whale)
Lineage: Eukaryota; Metazoa; Chordata; Mammalia; Artiodactyla; Balaenidae
Gene: TRAF1
Product: TNF receptor associated factor 1
Exons: 9
Coding region: 1047-2294 (415 amino acids)
Biological process (GO): regulation of canonical NF-kappaB signal transduction; tumor necrosis factor-mediated signaling pathway; protein K63-linked ubiquitination
Cellular component (GO): plasma membrane signaling receptor complex; cytoplasmic side of plasma membrane
Molecular function (GO): tumor necrosis factor receptor binding; ubiquitin protein ligase binding; zinc ion binding
Source: RefSeq, a predicted model, not a curated record
CCCACCCCACGCGGGAUUGCAGGCAGGCAGGGGACAGGAUGGGGGUUCAAGUUCCAGGUCCGUGUUCGUUUAGUCUGCGAAUACUUUGAGUACCACACACGUGCCAGGAACUCGCGCGGGGAGAAGGAGAACGGAAGGUCAGUCUUCAGUGGAAAAACAGAGCCUGCGACGCCGUGGAUGCCGCCCCGGGCCUAGUUUCCCCAUCCGGGGAGCGCUCGCCCCGCCCCCGAGGCCGCCUCGGAAGGCGGCUCGGGCUGCAGGAACCGGCCCCCGGCCCCGGGCCUGCCCUCCCCGGUUUCCGCCGCCUGGACCGAGUCCUCGCGCCACCGGAAGCUCCCGCCAGGCCGCUGGGAGGCGGCGGCGGCGGCGCCAAGAUGCAGAAACUGAGGCGCAGAGAAGUUACCUUGUCCCAGGACCCACAACUAAUGGGGUAACCGAGACCCGCUGUGCAAAAGUGACUUUUACCUAAGAUACUCUGGACAGGGCAGAGCUAAUAUGCAUGGAACUUGCAUUUUUGGACCUGACUCCAGAACCCUGGGGAUUUCCACUGGGGCACUGAACACCCACACCCACACUAGGCUGCUCGGAGGUUCCAGGGAACAUAGACAAGUCACCGACUGGGGCUCUCUCUGCCCCUGUCCCCUGGGGAGGAAGUGGAGGAAGCCAGUGGCAGCCUGAGGUCCUCCGACAGGGGAAACUCUAACUGUGGUUCCUGAAAGUCCGUGACACGGUUCUUUUUUCUCUCUGACUUGCUCUCCCCUCCCUCUUGCUCAAAAGAAUGACUGGACACUCCUAGAGCCUGCAGUCACCAUCCAGGGGAUUUUUUUCACCACAAAGGGUAAUUCCUGUCUCAUCCCUGCUGUGACUCAGCUGUGACGUUGAACCACACAAGCCAGCGAGAAGAUAAAAUCAUCAGACUCCUGCUCAUCAGAGAGGGUGGCCCAGCCAGAACUCACCUCUUCUUCCAGCACAGACUCCACGGAGCUGGUCCCCUCCACAGAGGAGCUUGAACAGGGCCCCCCCACCAGCCAGCCUGGGACCCCGAGAUGGCCUCUGGCUCGGCCAGCAGCCCCCGCCCGGCCCCUGAUGAGAACGAGUUCCCCUUUGGGUGCCCCCCCACCGUCUGCCAGGACCCACCAGAGCCCAGGCCCCUCUGCUGCGCCGUCUGUCUCUCUGAGAACGUGAGGAAUGUUGAGGAUCGGAUCUGUCCCAAAUGCAAAGGGGAUGACACACCAUCCGAAAGGCCAGGAAGCCUUCUGUCUCAGGAGCAGGAUCACCCCGAGGUGGCUGAGGCUGGAGUUGGGUGUCCCUUUGCAGGUGUUGGCUGCUCCUUCAAGGGGGGCCCAAAGUUCAUGCAGGAGCAUGAGGUCACCUCCCAGGCCACCCACCUGAACCUGCUGUUAGGGUUCAUGAAACAGUGGAAGGCCCAGCUGGGCUCUGGCCUGGGGUCUGGGCCCAUGGCCCUGGAGCGGAAUCUGUCAGACCUGCAGCUGCAGGGGGCUGUGGAGGCAGCUGGGGACCUAGAGGUGGACUGCUACCGGGCCCCCUGCUCCGAGAGCCAGGAGGAGCUGGCCCUGCAGCACUUCAUGAAGGAGAAGCUCCUGACGGAGCUGGAGGGGAAGCUGUGCGUGUUCGAGAACAUCGUCGCCGUCCUCAACAAGGAGGUGGAGGCCUCCCACCUGGCCCUGGCCGCCUCCAUCCACCAGAGCCAGCUGGACCGUGAGCACAUCCUGAGCUUGGAACGGAGGGUGGUGGAGCUGCAGCAGACCUUGGCCCAGAAAGACCAGGCCCUGGGCAAGCUGGAGCAGAGCUUCCGCCUCAUGGAAGAGGCCUCCUACGACGGCACCUUCCUAUGGAAGGUCACCAGUGUCACCAGGCGGUGCCAUGAGUCAGCCUGCGGCAGGACCGUCAGCCUCUUCUCCCCAGCUUUCUACACUGCCAAGUACGGAUACAAGUUGUGCCUGCGGCUCUACCUGAAUGGGGACGGGACGGGGAAGAGGACCCACCUGUCCCUCUUCAUCGUGAUCAUGAGAGGGGAGUAUGAUGCUCUGCUGCCGUGGCCUUUCCGGAACAAGGUCACUUUCAUGCUGCUCGACCAGAACAACCGUGAGCACGCCAUCGACGCCUUCCGGCCCGACCUGAACUCAGCAUCCUUCCAGCGGCCCCAGAGCGAAACCAAUGUGGCCAGCGGCUGCCCGCUCUUCUUCCCCCUCAACAAGCUGCAGUCGCCCAAGCAUGCCUACGUGAAGGACGACACCAUGUUCCUCAAGUGCAUCGUGGAGACAAACGCUUAGGGCGGGAGGGGCCGAGCAAGCCGCACCCGGGUCCCGAGGGAGCACCCGCUCAGACGGGGGUUCAGCAAGAUGACUGAGGUCCUGCGCUUGGCGCCCAAGAUCCCAAGGCACAAUGAUGGGCCGGGGCUGGCAUGAUGUGAGCCGAGCUGACAGAUUGACCGUGGCUAGCUGUCAGCUUAGUGUGGCAGGACCUUGGACUGGGCCCAGAAAGGCAGAGGGUCCCAAAGGAGGUGUUGCAGGACUGAUCCCCCUGCACUGACCAUGCAGCACUGGAGCCCUGAGAGCCACCCGGCCCUGAAUGUUGAGAUGGACUCCGGCCAAGAUGGGGAGGGUGUGGGGACCAGGCUGGGGCGUGGAUGGGGAGCUGGAGAUGUGGGACCUCAGCAAAGAAGCUCCGGGGAUGGGAAGACCUCUGCAGGCCGCCAUGGAGAGUGAGCUUGCUCUCGUCCUGCUUGGGAUCAGAACCAGGACCAGGGGGUGGAAGUGACAGGGUGCCAGUGCGAAUUCAGUCUGUCCCAGCCUGGACCGAGUUCCCCAGCACUGGAGGUGAACAAGCAAAACCAGGGGGCUACGCUGCGGGGAGGGCAUCAAAUGGGGGGAGGGGUGGUUUUGAAGACCUUCAUGGUUCCUUCCAACGCGGAGUCUCUGACUCUAGGCCUCCUGGGCCAGAUGAGGCCUAGUGCCGCAGGGGGUCUGGAAACAUUCAGGAGCCCGAUGCCCUCCAGUUUCCUGACUCACCUUCAGUACCGCCAGGUGGGCUGAGCUGGCCCACACGGCACCUGCCACCCUGGGCCCGGCAGUCCGCUUGCCCUCCAUGCAGAGCCACGCAGAGGCCCUGCGUCCUGCGCGUCCCCCAGCUGAGCGCCCCUCCACCUCCUCCAGGUGAAACCAGGUCCCUAGCUCCCAGAGGCAGCUGAAAGGAGCGUGGAGAAGGAGAGGGGCACAGACUCUCCACGCUACCUGCCUGGGGGCCCCACUCUCGGCCAUUUCCAGAAUCCCGUGUCACCCGAUGAACGAAGGUAACCACAUCUCUAGUUGAUGGAUCAGGACCGCCGAGCCACCUGCAGAUGUUGUCCUUUUAUAUGUAUAAAACCAAAGAAAGAAUUUUUUUUAAA